Molecule: messenger RNA, 194 nt
Organism: Strongylus vulgaris
Lineage: Eukaryota; Metazoa; Nematoda; Chromadorea; Rhabditida; Strongylidae
Source: the annotation of a GenBank genome assembly
AUGAACAGUGUCGAGCUGGUCCUUAUUGCCGCUUGUACCGCCCUACUAUUCUCCUUCGCUCGCUGUUCUUCUGUUAGCGACCAGCAAAGGUUAGUUGAAGCCAGCCCAGAAGAAUUCGAGCGGGAACGAGAAAUCUUCCCGAACUUCAGGCGGGCACUCAUGGAAGCAGGUAGGGAAUUUCUUGUUUGUUGAAU